UGCUCUGAUUGGUUUAAAGAGUGUUCAUGUCGAUGUGGAGUAGGAGGCUCUAUCAGUUUUGAUUUAAUCUUUGCCAUUAAAAUGCUGCUCAAUAAGGUCUUCAGAGCCGGUCUUCAGUCUGGGAUUCGUCUGCAGAGCUCCGGUGCUGCAGCAGCUUCAGCUGCUUCCAGCAGUCCUGCCGGAUCCCUCGGCUACUCGUUUGAGCUGACGGAUCAGCAGAAGGAGUUCCAGCAGCUGGCGAGGAAGUUUGCUCGUGAAGAGAUGAUCCCUGUUGCUCCUGCUUAUGACAGAAGCGGUGAGUAUCCGUUCCCCAUCAUUAAGAAAGCGUGGGAGCUCGGUUUGGUGAACGGUCACAUUCCACAGGAAUAUGGUGGAAUGGGUCUGCCCAUCUUUGACUCCUGCCUGAUCACAGAGGAGUUGGCGUACGCCUGCACAGGAAUGCAGACCGCCAUAGAGGCCAACUCCCUGGGACAAAUGCCUGUUAUUCUCGCUGGAAACGAGGCCCAGAAGAAGAAAUACCUGGGGAGGCUGACGGAGGAGCCUCUCAUGUGUGCCUACUGCGUUACUGAACCCGGGGCGGGUUCUGAUGUGGCCGGCAUAAAGACCCGAGCGGUGAAGUCGGGCGACGAGUACGUCAUCAACGGACAGAAGAUGUGGAUCACCAACGGAGGGAAAGCUAACUGGUAUUUCCUUCUGGCCCGCACCGACCCUGAUCCCAAAUGUCCAGCCAGCAAAGCUUUCACUGGCUUCAUCGUGGAAGCAGACACUCCUGGAGUUCAAAUAGGAAGGAAGGAGCUGAACAUGGGUCAGAGGUGCUCCGACACCAGAGGCAUCACCUUUGAAGACGUCAGGGUGCCCAAGGAGAACGUCCUGAUCGGCGAAGGAGCCGGUUUCAAAAUCGCCAUGGGUGCCUUUGACAACACCAGACCACCGGUCGCAGCAGGAGCGACAGGUUUGGCUCAGAGAGCUCUGGAUGAAGCCACCAACUACGCCUUGGAGAGAAAGACGUUCGGCCGGCCCAUCGCCGAGCAUCAAGCCGUGUCGUUCCUGCUGGCUGAGAUGGCCAUGAAGGUGGAGCUGGCCAGGAUGGCGUACCAGCGGUCCGCCUGGGAACGGGACCAGGGUCGCAGGAACACCUACUACGCCUCCAUCGCCAAGGCCUUCGCAGGUGACAUYGCCAACCAGGUGGCCUCGGACGCCGUGCAGAUUUUUGGAGGCAACGGCUUCAACAGCGACUACCCAGUGGAGAAGCUGAUGAGGGACGCCAAGAUCUACCAGAUCUACGAAGGCACAGCUCAAAUCCAAAGGCUCAUCAUCGCCAGAGAACACCUGGGAAAGUUCAAGAAAUGAACCGAGCCGCUGGACGCAUCGUCUGUACAUAACAUUUCUGUAAAACGAGCCAUCCGCUGAAAGACGCAGCUGUAGAUGUUUGCCUUAUAAAAAAUAAAUAAAUCUGAUUGUGAAAAUAAAAAAUAAAUAAAUCUGAUUGUGAAAAUAAAAAUGAAGACCACUGUUUUACAUCAUCAUGAAGGAAAAACCCGUCAACUUUUUAAUUUGCAGCACAUCCAAUUUAACGGGAUUUAUUUGCUUGUCACUAUAAGAUUAUUUGUUGAUUAUUUCUAAGCAUUAAUUAUUGUUUCACUGUUGAUAUCAAGCCUAAAUUGACAAACUUCUUACAGUUGAACUUGACACAAUUUCAAAUUUCAUCUUCACACUUACGUUUUUUCUUUUUCUUUUUCUUUUCUUGCUCUGCACUUAUUCAUGCCUUAACCUAUUUUUAACAUCUAACUGCACUUAUUGUAAAGAUCAUAUCUGUAAAACAAAUGUUUAAAUGAAUUUUUUUCACCAGAAUGUGGAGAGAUGUUAGUGUGUAAAGCUUGAGGSUGUCUGUGGUGUUUGAUGAAUUGUCUCAGCAUGUAUUCAAAUUUUAGUUUCAUUCUGGAAGACUUGCUUAGUUUUGAUUUUUAGAAACAUCUGUGUAAUUUAUUUGUAGUUAAUAAAUUUGGCCCYAGAAUUAAGGAAA
This is a messenger RNA of Austrofundulus limnaeus, 2023 nucleotides long. It is a transcript of the gene acadm, whose product is annotated as acyl-CoA dehydrogenase medium chain. The record is from RefSeq and is a predicted model, not a curated record. The coding region runs from base 82 to 1350 and encodes 422 amino acids. Gene Ontology annotation, biological process: fatty acid beta-oxidation; medium-chain fatty acid catabolic process. Lineage: Eukaryota; Metazoa; Chordata; Actinopteri; Cyprinodontiformes; Rivulidae. Gene Ontology annotation, molecular function: medium-chain fatty acyl-CoA dehydrogenase activity; flavin adenine dinucleotide binding. The transcript is spliced from 12 exons. Gene Ontology annotation, cellular component: mitochondrion; cytoplasm.